AUGACGCUCACAACCUCAUUAUCUGGGACGCCGUUGUUGUACUGGACAAAGAGAUGUACUUUUGCGAAAGGGAACUAUCGCAGUUCUGGAGGGAACUAUCGCCAACUCGAAGACAAGGGCAGUCGCAACCGAAGGAAUUACAAAACGGAAGGGCACCGUUCGCGUUUCAUACAUGAUCCGCGUGAGAUGGCCCUUGUCGGGAAAAGCACCGCGCCACUGAGAGGUGAUGGACUUUCUCACGGAGCCUCCGAAAUGGACGAGAACCAAGCACCAGCAGAUGUGACUUUACAAGAUUCGAAAGUUCGACCGAAAAAUCCGACUUUUAGGAGGCGAGUUGAAGACGCGGCGGCCACGCUUCGAUCGGGAAAAUCGACUCAGCAGCGCCGAAGAAUUUCGACCAACGCUGCCGACUUUCAUGCUAUGCACGUCAAGGGCCCAACUGAAGUUUCGCAACAAACGACAUGGCAGUCUUCUACAACUGCAGCUUCACUUAGGUCAAGCAAGCGGGGGAGUGAAGCUUUUCCGCGUUCAUCUCUUUUGAGCUCACCAGAGAACAACGAUCAAAUGGCUGCGAGUCAGCGCCGUCUCUUCGAACAGAUGGUGACACUCCGCACGCGUCUCAACGAGCGGCUCGCCGCAUCAAAUAAGUUUGCUAAAUAUCUUGAAUCUACCUUGAAAACAAGGGACAAGGACAUAAAGCAUGCAAACGAACGCCUUGUUGCAGCCAUGCUUGAAAUAGAAUCGCUGAAGCACAUAGCCAAAGAAGCCGUCGAAGCCGUCGAGGACGAAAAAAUGAGUAGGACGCAAAUCGCCGGGAGGUUGGAUACCUUGACCAAACGGCUUGAUCUGAUGCAUGCAGCACUUCGACGGGAUGUUCAGGACAUCGAUGCUGCAUGCAUAAAGAGCGUUCCGAUUCGCUGGGUGGGAAUGGCUUCGGACAUUCGCAUCAUGGGUUCGUUUGAUCAUUGGACCAAAGGCGUCGCGAUGUCUCCAGAAUUUAUCGAGGGUGGCAAUAAUGUGUUCGUGGCUGAUCUGAUGCUUGUUUCGGGGACUUAUGAGAUAAAAUUUGUCGUUGAUGGCAUAUGGCAAACAGCCCCUGAAUGGGCGACAACGGGUGACGGUCUCGGUGCAAAUAAUUUAUUAGUUGUCGAGUAGAUGUAAGGCGUUAUGUGCGUUUCCUU
Molecule: messenger RNA, 1181 nt
Organism: Micromonas commoda
Lineage: Eukaryota; Viridiplantae; Chlorophyta; Mamiellophyceae; Mamiellales; Mamiellaceae
Product: carbohydrate-binding module family 48 protein
Exons: 1
Coding region: 1-1155 (384 amino acids)
Source: RefSeq, a predicted model, not a curated record